Messenger RNA from Nycticebus coucang (slow loris), 4536 nucleotides. It is a transcript of the gene ENTREP2, whose product is annotated as endosomal transmembrane epsin interactor 2. The coding region runs from base 1 to 1626 and encodes 541 amino acids. Gene Ontology annotation, cellular component: membrane. The record is from RefSeq and is a predicted model, not a curated record. The transcript has 11 exons. NCBI's taxonomy places the organism in Eukaryota, Metazoa, Chordata, Mammalia, Primates, Lorisidae.
AUGCCUCCGGCCGGCGGCCCCCGACCGCCGCGCCCCGCCGCGCUACCCCGCAGCCUGUCCCGCCUGCGCGAGUGCCCCGGCCGCUCCCGCAUCGUGCUGGCGCUCGGGGCCACGCAGAUGGCGCUCGGAUGCCUCAUCGUGGCCGUCAGCUUCGCCGCACUGGCGCUCACCACCUCGGCCCGCGUUCGCCACUCGUGCCCCUUCUGGGCCGGCUUCUCGGUGCUGCUGUCGGGACUCAUCGGUGUUGUUUCCUGGAAGAGGCCCCUCUCCCUUGUGAUAACCUUUUUCAUGCUGCUUUCUGCAGUGUGUGUGAUGCUGAAUUUGGCUGGUUCAAUCCUCUCCUGUCAGAAUGCUCAGCUGGUCAGCUCCUUAGAAGGCUGCCAGUUGAUUAAGUUUGACAGUGUGGAGGUGUGUGUCUGCUGUGAGCUGCAGCACCAGUCAACAGGCUGCAGCAACCUCGGGGAGACUCUGAAGCUGAACCCGCUGCAGGAGAGCUGCAACGCUGUGAGGCUGACCUUGCAGGAACUCCUCUUCAGUGUGUGCGCCCUCAAUGUCCUGUCCACCAUCGUGUGUGCGCUGGCCACAGCCAUGUGCUGUAUGCAGAUGGUCUCCACCGAUGUCCUGCAGAUGUUCCUCCCGCAGAGGACUCAUCCUGCUAACGCUGCCUGCAUGACCCCCCACGGCACCGUCCUGCACCAGACCCUGGAUUUUGACGAGUUCAUACCCCCGCUCCCACCGCCACCUUAUUACCCUCCGGAGUACACCUGUACGCCCUCCACUGAGGCCCACAGGGGCCUCCACCUGGACUUCGCAGCGUCUCCAUUCAGCACCUUGUAUGAUGCGGCCAUCAACAGCCCUGGCCUCCUCUACCCUGCCGAGCUCCCCCCACCGUAUGAGGCAGUAGUGGGCCAGCCCCCUGCCGGCCAGGUUAUAAGUUCAGGUCAGCAGGUGGCAGAGUCUAGCUCCGGGGACCCAGACGCCGCUGCUGGCUUCAGCACACCAGCACCAGCCAACAGCAUGCACCUCCUGGUAUCUGAGGGCACCACCAUGCCAGACCCCAGCCACCCGUCCCCUGACGGCCCUGUGGGUGUCCCAUCACCCCCACCCCCUACCCCGCGCCCUGGCUGCACAUCUCUGGAGGACCCUGGCACAGGCAGGCGGGCACGGCCAGGUCCCAGGCACAUGUCCCGCUCUACCAGCGACCCUACUUCAUGUACGUCUGGUGCAGCAGGUGACGCCUCUUCACACACGCCACUGUACAGCCAGGACCUGGAAGCAGGGCUGUCGAGGGCUGCUUUGGGGACCGCCGUUUCCAUGCCUCGCUCCACGGCGGCUGCCUGUCGGCCCGAGCUUUCACCACCGGGGGACCCAGAUACCUGGAAGACUGACCACCAGCCUGUGCCAGAGGUCUUCCCGGCGGUCUCCAAAGAGCGGCCACGCUCUUUAGUGGACAGCAAGGCCUACGCAGACACCAGGGUUUUGGUGGCUAAGUUUUUAGAACACUCACACUGUGCCCUCCCUCCCGAGGUGCGGCAUGUCGUGAGUGCCAUCCGUGUGGCCGUCUCCUCUGAGGAGCACCCCAUGGAGGACGCCGUCUUUAGCACUGGCCUUCCAGAUCAGGUGUGAAGGAACCACUGGUCUGGAUGAAGACACCAAUGAUACUGGAGCCCUUGCUCUGGCAGAGACCGUGGGGGACCGCUGAAGUCCAUUGUGUCGGCUCAGUUGGGAACAGUUAUUCCAUUUUGAGGUGGAGCCCAUCACUUGUUUCCUCGGGAAUUACAUUUCCUACCUAAUCCAGUAGUUAGGAAAGAGGACUCUUUCCACGGGGAACUCUUUGGUUUAAUCUGGCCCGUGUCACCUUGAAUGGACUGGCAUCACACAAAUACGAGCACAGCAGCGGGUGACACUCAUGUAACUCAAAGACUCUAAGUGUCUUCAAAAAUCAGGGCCAUCCCAACCUGGAUUCUCUGCAUCCCAGUUUAGGUUGAGUGCGAAGUGGAUGGAGGAUGAUGUCAAAUAAUGAGACCAUGUUCUCCUGUGGUUCGCGUUGCUCUGUGAUCCAACUGUUCUUAUUCUAACCUAUUUCCUUUAAAAGGAAAUCGGUAAUUUUAGCACAGAUGGCAGCCUGGGCCCAUUCUUGUGUCUGCAGGGCCACAGGGCUAUUGUCUGAAUAGAUACACUGCCAGGCACAGCCACCCCUUGAGGCAGGGGGAUUUUGCACGGGGCUUGGAAGAGUCCUCCCCCCACACCCCCAUCCCCAUCUCCCUGGGCUCUGCAGCUCCACUCGUUACCUGGAGCAGACACAUUUCAGUUCCUGUUCCCUGAUAGUAAGCACCUUUUCCAAGCCCCUUUGGGGGCCUUCCCUCUUGUCUGACCUCACCUGAUUGACCUUGGUGAGUUAACGUCUGGGGGAUGGAGGCUGCAGGUCUCUGGCGACCAGUUGAGCGGCUGCAGACACAUCAGCUGUGGAGGAGGCUGAUGGCAGACCAUUUCUUUCCAAGAACACACCCACUGUGUUGGCUGUGCAGAAGCAGGCAAGCCGGGUUGGGUUGUAUCGGGAGACUUCGGGCACCUUUGACUUUCUUGGCACCUCUCUCUAGCCCGUUUUCUGGCAACAUCAGUGGCAGCUAUGUCUCAGCAGUGGCCCUGGAGCCACUGUUCAAGAGAACUUUCUGCAGGGAUGCGAUUGCUUGUGUCUGGGCCGUCCAAAGCUGUGCCCUUUGGCAUGUAGGGCUGUGGAGGCCCCGCCACUGUGGCUGGUGUCCUCUGCAUUGGACAGAGCAACCCCAAGCCUGCAGGUCUCAUCAGAGAGCCUGUGGGCCUAGCACAGGUUGUGCAGUGGGGACCAGAGGGUUCCCACCACUGCCAGGCUCAUGCUUCUGUCUGCCCUCAAGCCCCUCCCUCAUCCCUCAGUCCCCAGCUGUACUGGAGGCAGUGUGCAGGGGGCGUGGGGCGGGGAGGGCUUCUGCUGGGAAUGGGUUGGGGCAUCCACCUGGGCUCCCUGCAAACUGAGGGGUGGAAUUCCCCCAGUCAUGGUCAACUUUCAAGGCUCUGGGCUUUACUGAUGUUGUCGGUUGCUGCUUCCUAGAGGUUAGAGAGCCGGAAAAAUAUAAAUCAGGCCUUUUGAUGAUAGCCUGAACUUUUCCAUGAGAGAGGUACUGGAGAUGAAUUUAUAAGCACUUUAUUCAGAAUAGGAAACAGGAAAUCUCUAAUGUUUCUCAAGUGAGGGCUUUUGAAGUCCCCAAAACAGGUCCCUUUGCAGAUAGAGUUAAUGGAUGGAUUUUCAGCAUGGCCUCCCCUGAGUCCAUGACCAAAGCUUUAGCACCCGAAGCCUGGGCUCUGAACGGCACCAUCUCUGAGGUGGGAGCAAGAGCUACCAGCCUCAGGGGUCUCUCACCUGCCUGGGGAGCCCAUGCAGGGCUUAGAGGCGCAUACAGCAGUGUCCCCACUCUGAGGCCAACCCACCCCCACUCUGUGGACCCAGCCUCUGCCGAGUCUUACCAUGAAGCCGGGGUGAGACACCUCUGGACUACCCAGCCUGGUGCUCUGAGUCCUAACCUUCUUCCCCUCUCCCCAGCAGGACCUUGUCCUCCUACCUGCCACGGGAUCCUGCCCAGGCAGUGUCUUUCAGGUGCAGGCCGAUGGUCUGGGGGCUGUUUCCAAGUAUUCACACCCCAACCUCACUCAGCUCUGUUUGCCCCCCGGCAGCUCUAUUUGUGCAUAAGGAAACUGUACCCAACUUCAUGCAGCUGCUGGAGGCCUUUUGCCAUCUAAAAACAAGGCUGUUGGGAACAGUGGUGGGGAGCCCUCCUUGGCCCACCCGCACGCUCUAGGACAACUUACGGGAAAGGUCCCCAGAAGAGAGAGGAACUGGUAAGAGUCACGUGAGUAUGUGCUGGCAGCUGAGCUCACCAGCUGUGGUGCCCUUGAGCCCAGCUCAGGGCCAUGUGGGCACUGGGUGUUAGGCAGGGAGCACCCAGCCUCAGGCUGCACUGGCUCACAGCCAGGGGAGUGCCAGCUUCCCCCCUCACCUGUGACCCCUUCCCACCUGGAGCCUUUUCUCAACACUCCCCAUUUUGGUGUCUGAAACAGGCCCAACUGUGACUGUUUUGGAGGUGACCUGCUCCUUUUUCAGCUCAUUGGGUCUUGGGGACUCUCCUUGCCUGCUCCCAAGAGCUGUGGGGACUGGCACCUGCUAGGAUGCCACCAUUUACCCGGCCUGGGGGCCUCUCGGAUACUGAGGUGAGGGAAUUGUACACCCGAACUCAGUGCUAGGCAAAGUGGGAGCAUCAUUCGUAAGGACUUAGGGUCUCUUUCAGGUGGGGACCAUGAUCCAAAUUCAGUGCUUGUGAUGAUCCCUUGACAGAAAGCUCAUUUCAAAAGGAUUCUUUUCCCCUCACCUGUACUGACUCACAGAGGCUGCUAAGGAUUUAUAAGACAUUGUUAUCAGGCCACCAGAGACCUGUCUGUACAACUGGAAAGGUUGUAUUUAUUUAAUGUACCUCAAGGUGUUUUAAUAAUCAGUGUUUUAUUAAA